AUGUUUAAACAGGAUAAUAAAAAGCAAAAUUAGAUGGUCAUAUUAGUUAUAUCAACUCAGUAUGUUUCUCUCCAGAUGGAAAUAUAUUAGCAUCUGGGAGUAAAGAUAAGUCUAUCAGUCUAUGGGAUGUUAAGAGUAAGAAAAAAAUAGCCAAAUUAAAUAGUCAUACUAAUGAUGUCUAUUCUGUCUGUUUCUCAUCAGAUGGAAAUACAUUAGCAUCUGGUAGUGGUGACAGCUCCAUCCGCCUUUGGGAUGUCAAAACAGGAUAGUAAACAACCAAAUUAGAUGGUCAUAGUGAUAAUGUUUUGUCAGUCUGCUUCUCUCCUGAUGGAAAUAUAGUAGCAUCUGGUGGUGGUAAUCUUUAUACUUUUAGGGGUGGUGAUUGUUCUAUCCGUCUUUGGGAUGUCAAAACAGGAUAAUAAAAAGCCAAAUUUGAGGGUCAUUAAUAAUCUGUCAACUCAGUUUGUUUCUUUCAUGAUGAAAAUACAUUAGCAUCUGGUAGUUCAGAUAACUCUAUCUGUCUUUGGGAUGUCAAAACAGGAGAAUAAAAAGCCAAAUUAAAUGUUCAUACUCGUUAUGUCAACUCAGUCUGUUUCUCUCCUGGUAAUAAUACAUUAGCUUCUGGAAGUAAUGAUGGAUCUAUCCGUCUUUGGGAUGUCAAAACAGGGUAAUAAAAGGCCAAAUGGGAUGGUUAUACUAUUGAUAUAUUAUCAGUCUGUUUCUCUCCUGAUGGAAAUACGUUAGCAUCUGGUAGUGGUGACAACUCCAUCCGUCUUUGGGAUGUCAAAACAGGAUAAUAAAAAGCCAAAUUAGAUGGUCAUACUAAUUAUGUCUUAUCUGUAUUUUUCUCUCCUGAUGGAAAUACAUUAGCAUCUGGUAGUGCAGAUAAGUCUAUCGGUCUUUGGGAUGUCAAAACAGGAUAAUAAAAAACCUAAUUGGAUGGUCAUACUAAUGCAAUCACGUCAGUCUGUUUCUCUCCUGAUGGAAAUACAUUAGCAUCUGGUAGUUAUGAUAAGUCUAUCCGUCUAUGGGAUGUCAAAACAGGAUAAUAAACAGCCAAAUUUGAUGGUCAUUCUAAUUAUGUCUAAUCUGUAUGUUUCUCCCCUGAUGGAAAUAUAUUAGCAUCUGGUAGUGAUGAUAAGUCUAUCUGUCUAUGGGAUGUCAAAACAAGAUAAUAAAAAACCUAAUUGAAAAAUCAUAGUCAUAAUGUUAAAUCAGUUUGUUUCUCUCCUGAUGGAACUAAAUUAGCUUCUGGAAGUGGUGAUGCAUCUAUCUGUCUUUGGGAUGUCAAAACAGGAUAAUAAAAGGCCUAAUUAGAUGGUCAUUAGUAUUAAGUCAGCUCAGUUUGUUUCUCUCCUGAUGGAAA
Molecule: messenger RNA, 1366 nt
Organism: Paramecium primaurelia
Lineage: Eukaryota; Ciliophora; Oligohymenophorea; Peniculida; Parameciidae
Source: the annotation of a GenBank genome assembly